GAAACAAGCCGGCCAUGUUGGAUCGAAGUGAUAGAAUAGCGAAAUAAAGUUAGUCAUGCUUUGUAGGUUUGUUUAAAGCUUUUCAAAAUCUCUAGUUUGUAAAAUAUAGAAGCCAUGGAAGUAGAUAGUAACUUGGAGACUGAAAUAAGAAACGGCAAAGCGUAUUUGUUGCAGGAAGCGAGCAAUGGAGAUAGCAGUUUGUAAGUAACUCAAUGUCGACUGUCAGACUGUGUCUUUGAAUUUUUGUUUCAAAAGCCGUCCCUUUUAUGUUUUGAAUAAUUUCUGUUCACUUUUGCUUUCAAGAUACGAACACUUGGCGUCUUUGUUGGCGCAAAUGUUAGAAAAAAGACCAAAUGAUGCUCUAAGUAAGUUGACCAGACCCAAACUAUAUUUGUGUAUACAUUUUGUGUAAAAAAAUUACCAUGAAAAAGUGUUACAAUGUACCACGUUUUGUAUAAAAUAUGUCUGUUUUCCAUUCAAACAAAACGUACAAAGUGAUAUACAGGCAGCAAGCAUACCACUACUGGUAAUAAACUAGAAAAUAUUAGUUAAGUUAUAAUACUAGUAAACAAUAAACAAGAAAACAAGUAAAUAGGCCAACAAACAAAAAACCUUGCAAAAAAACAGACAACUAAACAAGUAAAUAGAUAGACAAGCAAACUAGAAAAUAGCCAGUUAAAUAAACAAACAAACAAACAAAUAAACAAACAAACAAACAAACAAACAAACAAACAAACAAACAAACAAACAAACAAACAAACAAACAAACAAACAGACAAACAAGUAGACAGAUUGACAAACUGACAGACAAAGAAACAACAAAAGAAACAAAAGCAGAUAAACAAAUACAAAAACACACCUAUCUAAACAGACAAACAAAUAAACAAACAGAACAAACAAACAAACAAACAAACAAACAAACAGACAGACAAAAAAGAAACAAAUAGACAGUGAAAAUGUCAUAUAGACAGAGAGAAGUAAGAAAAGACUUUUUCUAAUUUGCAUAAUUUGCAAAGAGAAAUAUAAGCAGACAAAAAGCUAACAAAUUUGAUCUUUUUAUUCAGAGAUUUUAGAGAACACAAGUAGGGAAGAAAAGAGAGCUAAAUUCAAACCAUGUCCUGAUGCUUUACAAGUAAGGAAUUGCUUGAACAUUCUAUACUGAUCUUUAAAUGUGACAGUAAAUAACUUAAAUACUUUUGCUUGCAAAACCCUGAUAGAAUUAGUACCUAAUAUGAAACAAAUAUAUAAAGUAAUAAUUUCAUUCAUAUAUCUUUCAAAGGAUCAUGACAAUGAGUCAUCAGAAGUUCUAUUGGCAAAAACUCAUUCUGGACUUUUUGUGGUACUAUAUAUAGCACUUUUUCCUAAGUUGCAAUAUUUUAAAUUAUUUCAUUUUUUGUCACUUGACAUUGUUAUCCUUUACUUACAUUCUUUUUCUACUCCUUCUUUCAAAAUGUCUGUCUUCCAUUAAUCUAGUUAAAGUGCCUAUGCAACGAAAUUUUCACCCCAUUUUUUAUUGUUUUUCUAAAAAGUACUGCUAGAGUGAUGAAGAAUGACGUUUACAGUUUCGUCAUAUCUCAUCUCAUUCUCAAGUUAUCGCACUUUGUAUAUUUUGAGUUGUGACGUCACAAGUAUGAGUUGAGAUAAUGGCAAUAACAAGAAAGUAUGAUAUCUUGGUGAGUAUUUAAUAAAAUUCAAUGAAACUUGUUAGACAUAGUGGGUGCAACAAAGUCAACAAUUUGACUUGUUUAUAUGGUUGUUAUGGCAACACACUCGUCCCCAGUCCAUUCUCUUCCAAUUUCUAUAUGAUCCAUUUUCAACGAAAUAAAUAGCAAUUUCUACAAUUUUCGCUUAUUACUAUAAUACGUGUAGGUAUUGUGAUCAGUUUAUACAGUUAUAACAUGUAAACAUCCUCUGCAAGAGGUCUACGGGAGGAAAGUUGUGAAAGGAAGAGAAGAGACUGGGGACUAGUGUGUUGCUAUGACAACCACAUGACCUACCCAAAAUAUUCAUAUGAGUGCACCCACUAAGUGUACCAAGUUUCAUUGAAUUUUAUUAAAUACUCACCAAGAUAUCAUACUUUCUUGUUAUUGCCAUUAUCUCAACUCAUACUUGUGACGUCACAACUCAAAAUAUAGAAAGUGUGAUAACUUGAGAAUGAGAUGAGAUAUGACGAAACUGUAAACGUCAUUCUUUAUCACUCCAGCAGUACUUUUUAGAAAAACAAUAAAAAAUGAGGUGAAAAAUUCGCUGCAUAGGCACUUUAACGUUUACCUGUUUUACAUGUUUUAUUUCACUCUUUACCAGUCCUUACAAUUCUUUCAUUCUUCUUCAGUAUGACUAAUUCCUUUUCUCCUGUCUUCUUCCUUGCUUUGAUGCUUUUCCAGUCCUUUUUCCAAAGCUUUCACUUUUAUCCCAUCCAUUCUUUGAUUGGUUGAAAAGACCAAACAAAAAAGACGCCCUUAUCGUGUUGCAGCGUAAAAAUUUUACCAACAGAAAUACGACGUGGAACUAAAUCGUUUUUGCGUUGACUUCGCGGUUAAUUCGCUUUUUCGUUUGGUUUUUGUCACAUCACCUCACUCCAAUCUCAAAAUGUUCACCAUCGCUGAUCAUUACCAACGCGUUUUCCUGACAGCAAAAUCCAGCAAACUUCUUGCUGCAAGAGGCUGAGGUUGACCCAGACGAGGAAAUCGAAACUCCUCUACCAGACAUCAUGGAACUGGCGCAUUACUUCCAUCUUGGUGGCAUAGGAAUCAGCAAGGAGGAAACGUUUAGAGUCUUCUUAGCUUUAAAGACGUUAGUCGAUUCAAAUCCAAUACUAACUUGUAGGUUUUGGGGUAAGUAAUGUUUAUUUGCAAAGAGUUUAGAUAUACCUUUUCUUUAUGUAUGACUUAUCAAUGCAUGAAAUAGAGGUACUGCUGUAUCCGGAUUCCGGUGAUUAUUUGUGUACACGAUCAGUUAUGAUAUUCAGCGUGAGAAAUAUCAUUUCUUGUAAUUCAUUUCUUAAUGAAACUCCGAACAUUUAAAUAACUCGCAAGGUAACCAACAUUAAAGACCGGCGUACUUUGAUCUCAUGAAUGGUGAAAUUUUAAGCAGUCUAAGCGUAUAUUAAGGGUUAGGUGAUCAGCGUAUCGGCGCGGGCCUGGAUGGGGCACUCCCUUGAAUCUUUAUGAACGCUAAAUACUGCACGAAUUAUGCCCAUUUUCCACUCCGUUAUUUCGCCGCCGCUGGCGAAAAAUUACAUUCAUGCGCCGCUGAAGAAAUUUGUUCUCCUGCUACAGUUGCUUAAAAUUUUCAACUUCUGUUUGAUCUUUCGUUGACGGCGCGAAAGAACAACAAAUGAACUUUUCCGGUGGCGAAAUUUUCGCCAGCGGCGGCGAAAUACGUGAGUGGAAAACGGGCUUAAGCUUAAGAUGUUCCCGGUCGUCAAUGUAAUCAUGCAAGUGUCAAUGGAAUCAUGCAAGUGAAAGAAUAACGUGGGUUAUAUUUACUAGGUAAAAUAUUUGGUUUACAAAAUAAUUACUACAUCGCUGAGGUGGAAUUCAGAGAGGGUGAAGAUCCUGAAGAGCAUCAUUCAAAAGAGGUGAGCAGAGUUUUCUUACAAAGGAAAGACAGACAGACACGUCACAUUGCACGCAAUCGUUCAUGUUCUUUUUAUCGUCUCUCUCUCAAUAUGUGACUGACGUAUCAUCAGACUAACUUAAAAUCCAAUUACUCGCAAGCACGGUACAUUCGUUGUACCAAGAAAUGUUUUUGUUAUUGUUUAGACUGAUGAAGAUAAAAUAGACGAAGAAUCGGAGCAUAUUCUCUCACAGAAAAGUAUGUAAUUAAAAUGAUUAAAAAGAAAUUUAACAGAGUUACCCAGGUCUUAGUUGCCUGGACAAUCACUGCCGAGCUCUUCUCUGUACGGUGAACAGCAAAAAUCGUUAAAAAUCGGUAAUGUGAUGUGUUGUUUGUACAGGUCAAGACAGUUUAAAUGUCGAAGAUGACGAAGAUGAAGUACCGAAACCAGACUACAAACCUCCGCCUGAGAUUCCGACGGAAUAUCCAAGAACUGGAUGCAAUAAAAAAGUUUAUUUCCUCUGUACUGAACGUGAGUUGCGCUUGUUACCUACAUGAAGUUAGUUCAGUCAUCACUUUAAAAACUCAUUCAUAAUUUAUGAGGUAAAGACAAAGGAAAUCACUGCCGUAUCGGUGGUUUUAUAUGUGAUAAAAAUAUGUUAAUUUACAGAAACUUUAGCUUUGAUUUUCUCGGCUUGGACAAUGUUGAUUCUUAAAAUUACUUCGCCAAUAAGCUCAUAAGAUGGGUCGCUUUUUAAGCCAUUUAAAACACUCGCAGUUCGUGCUUUAUCAGAUAUAAGACACUCGGUUGUCGCCUCGUGUUUUAUGUCUGAUAAAGCCUGCCCGUGUUUUAUAUGGUACAUCACGCUUGUGUCCAGGGCUUCUGUGGUGAGAGCCACAAGUGCAGAAGCCUGCAUGGGUGCGAGGUUGUCUCACUAUGGGACUUGAUAUUAACAGAAUCCAAAGAUGAUGAGUCUUUUCAUUUAUAGCUGGUCAUCCGUGGAUGCGGCUACCGCCUGUCACACCAUUACAGAUUGUCGCCUCAAGACAAAUUAAGAAAUUCUUUACUGGCAAUCCAGAGGCAUCGGUAAGCAUCUUAGGAAUGAACAGUCACCGACCAAAACACUGCCUGUUCUCAUGUGAAACGUAUAUUUAAUGUUUCUUGCCGUAGAUUGUAAGCUAUCCUCCAUUUCCUGGAAAUGAAGCGAACUAUUUACGUGCCAUAAUUGCAAGGAUCUCAGCUUCGGCAAUUGUCAGUCCUCAGGGAUACUAUAUGUUUGAAGAAGACGAAGAUGAAGAAGACGAAGGAGGUAGAUUUAAUUUUAUUAUUGAAAUUUAUUUACUGCAAUGUGCCGUUGCCGAGCCAGAGGCUCAUUAUACAAGUGAUCGACAACUUAGUCACCCGUCUACUUACAAUAUCGUAAUACCGUUUCACUCCGAUAACAUGCUUGACUCAGCGGUAAGGGGUUGCGCGCUAACCACAUUUUGAUUCUUGACAAUUCCUUCUGUUUCAGUUCGUGAUACAUUCGUCUCCAAUCCCGAGUUUGAAGGACUUAGUGUGGGCGAACUGAUUGAUGCCUCCUUAACGAAUUGGGUUCAUCACCUUCAAUAUAUUCUACCGCAGGUAAGGACGAUCAAGGUUGUAAUGACAACAGGAAAAACCUUGUGUGUUAUAAUGAUCACGAAGAUGAUAUUAUUAUUGUGAUGAUGAUGGUUAAGCGAUGGUUUUGGCGUGAUGGUGAUGAUAUGUUGCUAGUCAUGAUGAUGGUGAUGAUUUAGAAGAUGGCCAUGAACUCAUGAUGGUUAUGAUAUUGAUGAUGGUAAUGAUGAUGAUAUAGUGAUGGUACAAUGGUGAUUGUGAUGUAAGGAUGGUGAUACGUG
This is a messenger RNA of Paramuricea clavata, 5439 nucleotides long. The record is from the annotation of a GenBank genome assembly. NCBI's taxonomy places the organism in Eukaryota, Metazoa, Cnidaria, Anthozoa, Malacalcyonacea, Plexauridae.